CCUUUUUGUCCGAAGAGUGCUUUUGCGAGCCGCGCUUCUUUCGCCGGGAUCAAGCAAAAAAUAAAAUAUAUCCAAUCAAAAAUUCGCUGUUUGCUCGGCAGUUUUUCCACUGGCCAAGCUUGAUAAUUUUGUUUACGUUCCGCGCAUCAUCUGCAUCCGGUUGUUCCUGCUUUCAUCGCAUCGAGUCUGGCUAUGCUACCGCGCAAUAAAAUCUUUGUCGGCAGCUUGCCGCAGGCAACGAAGCCGGAAGAGGUUCGGCGCCUGUUCGAGAACUACGGCGUCGUGACGGAGUGCGACGUGAUGAAUCGGUGUGCCUUUGUGCACAUGCAAACACCGGAUAUGGUGGACAAUGCAAUUCAGGCACUGCACAACAGCGAUUUCAAGGGUGCCACCAUUAACGUGGAACGGGGCAGAACCAAGGAUCGUGGUGGUAGUGGAGGGGCGUCGUCCAGCGGUGGAGAGGGUGGCGGCCGUGGUGGAGAUGGUGGCGGUCGUGGUGGAGACGGCGGUGGCCGAGGUGGUUUCCAGCAGCAAACGAGAUCGAAUUUCGAUGACGGUCAACAGGAUCGCUCAGGAGGUCCUAUGAGAAAUAAUCAGAGUCGGGGUAACAUGCGCAAUCAGCCUUACGGCGGAGGUCGUGGUGGAAGCUUUGACGGGCAGAAUCAGAGUGGUGGCAAUUUCCGAGGCGGAUUCAAUCGUGGAGGAGGAGGAGGAGGAGGAGGAGGCAGUCGAGGAGAUUACAAUGACCGCGGCAGCGGUGGAAGGGGUGGAUUCAGCAGUGGUGGUGGUGGUGGUGGUAGUGGCGGCGGCGGCGGCGGUGGCGGUGGCGGUGGGGGCGGCAGCGGAGGUGGUGGUGGUGGUGGCAGUCGAUUCUCUGCUGGUGGACAACAGUUCAACAGUGAGGAUCGACGCGGGUUUGCAUUGCCCAAUGAAGGCGGAGGUAGAUUUUCUAGUCGACCUGGAGGACUGGCCAUUAGUCCGCUACUUGACCCGUACGCGCGCAGAAGCGUUGGAGAGGGUGGUACUACAAUUGGAGUAGGAGGAGGAGGAUAUGUUAACCGAGGAGUAUACAGCCAAGGUAAUAAUGGCGCGACACCCUUGGCAUCGUCCGAAUAUAAUCAAGCUUUCCCCCCGUUGGGAAGCGACAUGCCUCGCAAUCCAAACCGUGGUCCCCCAGAGCAACAGCCACCACAACAGCAACAGAGGUGGAUGCAGUAAUCGCAGUUUUCCGCUACCUACAUACACAUAUACAAGGCACACGCCAAUCCGGAGUGUGCCUGUGAGCUAACUUUGUAUAAAGGAAUCUACACACUGCUCAUUGUAGCUCGAACCCACUGAUGACUACCUUAUACAUUUAAUUUUAUAAUUAUAAUUUUUUCGUUUCGACGUUUUGCUGUCGAUUCAACAUCUUAGCUCCACCCAUGCACCAUUCUCUGCGCUGGUGCAUACAAUAAUCAACAUUUAGUUUUUUCUCUGUUUAAAGUAGACAUUUUCUAGCUUUAAGUUAGAGCUUUCGUGCUCACCAUAUGGAUAGUCUUUCUGUUCGUUUUUCAAAAACUGAUACCUACCUAUAGAAGUAUUCUUAACGGAGCACUCAGCGCCGAGAGGAGAAUUCGUCGGGUACCGAAAUGGCGUUGAUAAAACAAACAAAAAAUGUGGAAGUAACUUUAAGCAGUGUAAGUGUCAAAAUCAACAGAAUACCUACCGUUUACUUAUAAACAGAUCAGAAUUAUUUAAAUAUAAUCGAUAAACCUCUUAA
Messenger RNA from Ochlerotatus camptorhynchus, 1759 nucleotides. RefSeq lists its product as uncharacterized. Gene Ontology annotation, molecular function: mRNA binding. Bases 193 to 1218 code for a protein of 341 amino acids. The transcript is spliced from 6 exons. Lineage: Eukaryota; Metazoa; Arthropoda; Insecta; Diptera; Culicidae. The record is from RefSeq and is a predicted model, not a curated record. Gene Ontology annotation, cellular component: nucleus.